AUGGCCCAACAAGUAUGGGCUUUCGGUUUGAAUUCACAUGAACAAAUUGCAUUAUCAAAGGCUGGAGACCUUGUUACACCACACUGUAUGGACGCAGGAGAUAACAUUGGUGUUUUAUAUGCUGUAAAACGAGACGGCCAUCUGUACCAUUACGGAGGUAUGACUGGAAGACACGCUAGAAAGCUUACAAGUCCGAGAAACUGUACAAUCACCAAGUUCUUUGGUACACACGACGGUCUCCGAGGUGGCAUCACCGAGCUCGGUCAGCUUGCUCUUCUCGAAAACGACACUUUCACACUUCAAGGUAGCCUCGGCACUUGUCCUCUCCUUGCGGACAUUGCUUUAAUAAACUCUGGACAUGUCGCUGCUGUGAUCUUGACCUCACGGGUCGAGAACUGGGAGGUCCUUGAGUUCCAUAACGUGACUUCCUUCAUCGACUGGUAUAAUACACCAAUCUCUGAGGCCACUCAUGUAGUCAACCUCGCAAUCACAAGCAGCACAGCUGGUGAAUCUAGACCCAUAAGCACACCAUUAGUUAGUCAUAAAGGAAACGGACGCCAUAUCCAGCUCGUCGCCAGCUCCACCUGCUUCGCCCUCCUUACCGAAUCUAACGACCGCGGGGUCGUUCGAAGCACAAUCUACACAUGGGGCGAAGCUCGCUCACACAGCGCUCUAGGCAGAUCGGUUGAUGAGCAUAAUCCACCGACCAGCCCAGGAAGUGUCUCUGCCCUCGAGGGUCUGCGCAUCUCGAAGAUCGCCAGUGGAGGCUACAUGAGCGCGGCUCUAACUGAAGACAGAGACCUAUACCUCUGGGGACAAGCGCAACCAGGUCGUGGCCUGCUGAUCGAUGACAUGAGAGCUCACAAUGAUGAUGACGUCAAGCUGGCGAAUGUCAUUUCACCGUCCGAACAGGGAGACACGAUGGAUAUACGGGAUGUGGCCGUCGGAAACGGCCAUGUUGUUGUCAUCACACAAGAUCGACGAGUAUUCGUUGCGGGAAGCAAUACGAAUGGACAGCUAGGUACAGGAGACGCCGAAGCUUUCGUACCAUACUGGAAGGAGAUCAACCUUCUGCGUGAAAUAGCUUUGGGUGUGGUUUGUGGAGACAAGACAACCUAUGUUGAAACGAUCAGGGGUCACAUCGCGUUGGGCUCUGGUCAUGCUGAAGCGAAUGUUUAGCUUAUGGAUAGGGAUUUGAAGUAGAGGGAUUCAAACAGCCUUCAAACCAGUCCACUCACGGAUUGAAUGCAAAUUGUCGU
Pseudovirgaria hyperparasitica is the source of this 1259-nucleotide messenger RNA. RefSeq names its product RCC1/BLIP-II. The transcript is spliced from 2 exons. NCBI's taxonomy places the organism in Eukaryota, Fungi, Ascomycota, Dothideomycetes, Acrospermales, Acrospermaceae. The record is from RefSeq and is a predicted model, not a curated record. Bases 1 to 1179 code for a protein of 392 amino acids.